UAAACAGGACCCACAUUUCUUCAGGUUCACCUGCUCUCUGCUGCCGUGGAUCUCGAGAGAUACAUACCGACAUUUCUCACUCAUCAAGAGAUUCGGAUAUCUGCUGCCAGUGACGGGGGUGGGGGGGAUUUGCUGGGAUACAGACUGAGCCUGAAUCAGGAUGGAAUGUCUGCAGAAGUUAUUAGAAAAUAUAGUGUCUCUGAAAGUCAGGGCGUACGUGAAGGACUACUGCAAGAGGAAUGGUCUGCUGACACUCUCGGUCUUUGCGGUAGUGACCGGCUGUGUGCUUGGAUUUAUUCUCCGGUCAUUCAACCUCUCCACACAGGCCAAGAUCUACUUCUCCUUCCCUGGAGAACUGCUGAUGAGGAUGUUGAAGAUGUUGAUUCUCCCACUUAUCACCUCCAGUCUUAUGUCUGGCCUGUCAGCCAUGGACACCAAGGCAAGCGGUCGUCUGGGAGUCCUGACCAUCACUUAUUACCUGUGGACGACUUUCAUCGCUGUCAUCGUUGGUAUCGUGCUGGUUAUCAUCGUUCACCCAGGGACCGGCUCUGAAAAAGACAGUCACCAUUCACAUUCAGGGCCUGUUAUGACCUCUGCUGAUGCUCUGCUGGACCUCAUCAGGAACAUGAUCCCAUCAAACCUGAUUGAAGCAACUUUUCAGCAGUACCGGACAGAUUUGGUACCCAUUGUACAGAAUAAUGACGCAAAAGUGUCUCAGGCCAACUAUGUAUACGUCAUGCCCGAUUACCACAACCCUCGCCUGGGUCAUCCAGUCUUCCUGGAGAUCACCCCUGCACCUGACAUCAAGUACAAGAUUGUCCCAAGUACAAGCAAAGGCAUGAAUGUAUUGGGGAUUGUCAUCUUCUCAGCUACAAUGGGUCUGCUGCUGGGGAAAAUGGGGGAACGUGGCACACCACUCGUCAAUGUGUGCCAGUGCAUCAACGAGUGUGUCAUGAAGAUCAUCAAUGCUGCUAUGUGGUAUUUUCCCUUCGGCAUUGUGUUCCUGGUGGCAGGAAAGAUCCUGGACAUGCACGACCCAGCCCAUCUGGGAGAGAAGCUGGGCAUGUACUUCAUCACUGUCCUGUGUGGUCUCUUAGUGCAUGGCCUCAUCCUGCUGCCUCUCUUUUAUUUCUUCUUUACCCGCAAAAAUCCAUUCACCUUCAUCAGAGGGCUGCUGCAGGCUCUUGUCAUUGCACUGGCUACAUCUUCAAGCUCAGCCACGCUGCCAAUCACUAUGAAGUGUCUCCUGGAGAACUGUGGAGUUGACCGGCAAAUUGCUCGAUUUGUGCUUCCAGUGGGAGCCACUAUCAACAUGGAUGGAACAGCCCUGUAUGAAGCAGUGGCAGCCAUCUUCAUAGCUCAAGUCAAUGAGUAUGACUUGGACUUUGGCCAGCUGGUCACUAUCAGUAUAACAGCAACCGCAGCCAGCAUUGGAGCAGCUGGGAUACCUCAAGCGGGUUUGGUUACAAUGGUGAUUGUCCUGACCUCUGUGGGUUUACCACCUGCUGACAUCUCCUUGAUUGUAGCCAUUGACUGGGUGCUUGAUCGAUUCAGGACAAUGAUCAAUGUUCUGGGUGAUGCCUUAGCUGCUGGGAUUAUGGCUCAUAUAUGCAAGAAGGACUUUGAUAAAUCAGCAACCGCUGCUUCUGCUGCUGUACCUGCUGUUGCCAAUAAAGAACGGAGAGACACAGUAAUCUCCUUUGGCAAUCAGAGCGUGGCACUGUCUGAUGCUCCGCUGAUCACACAUCGCUGCGAUUAUGUGUUUGAAGUGGAUGGAGACAACGUGCUGGAGAAACCCGUGCCCUGCUACAACCUCUGUCAAGUCUGAGACACUUUUACACGAUGCCUUCUACAGCACGUAGAUGCACCUACAAAGGCACUAACCGAGGCUCUAAAAGUUCACUCAAAGCCUGUGCCAUGCAGAAACCUGUACUACUUGAUACAAUGUACAAAACAGCAUGUCUCUAUUCAGCUUUGCAUGUAGAGUGAUGUGAGGAGAUGCAUUUUAUUAAAUCUUAAAUGCACAUUGUCUGAAUGCACUUGCAGACAUGAACAUACGUCACGAUGACAUGCAUUGGAUGGAGAUCAGUGUUUAUCAGUUCCAGGGGGACAAUUAAACAUCCACAGUAGACCCGUCAUAAUGAAACAUGACUGCAGUUUUAACUUAAGUCUAGGUUUUGAAAUGCCUUAACGUUGCCUCAUUUUUGACAAUAAUGCUGAGACCUUGAAAGACUUGAAUGUUAUAAGGAGCUAAUAGACAAAGAGCAACAGAACAGGGGUUUUCUCUCUGUUAGACAAGGUGUUUAUGCAUAAAUAUUAAAGCAACAUUAAGAAAUAUACCAACAUAUACCUAGCAAAUGGAAAUUAUAGGAUAAUUUGUGUUUUUAUACCACUGCUUUUAAUUUUGUGUUCAUUUCUAAUAAAAACCUGCUACAUA
Molecule: messenger RNA, 2437 nt
Organism: Pelmatolapia mariae (spotted tilapia)
Lineage: Eukaryota; Metazoa; Chordata; Actinopteri; Cichliformes; Cichlidae
Gene: slc1a8b
Product: solute carrier family 1 member 8b
Exons: 11
Coding region: 161-1828 (555 amino acids)
Biological process (GO): L-glutamate transmembrane transport
Cellular component (GO): plasma membrane
Molecular function (GO): neutral L-amino acid transmembrane transporter activity; glutamate:sodium symporter activity; L-glutamate transmembrane transporter activity
Source: RefSeq, a predicted model, not a curated record